AAGCAGACUGCCAGCCCAUCCUCAAGUUUUACUACAGGCUUGGACAUCACACACAGAAUGAGCUCUGUCUUUGAACUGAAAACACUCCAUUUCAUGCACUGAAUUUGAGCAACCACGGAUUCUUGCUCCAUAUGAGGAAGAAAAUCUUGAAAGCACCUUGUCUCCUCUUGAGUCUGUUCACAAGUUUGAAUCUCUGCUCCGGAAAAUUUGGGACACCGAUAACUGAUGAUGUGAGCAAGCUGUCAAUAUUGAAGCAGAAUAUCCCUUCUGAUUAUGAGAUUCCCCUAAGUUACAUUCCCAAAGAAGUGGCUGGCACGUGCUGGGUGGUUUUAAAUAUCUAUCCUUUGGAGCAAAGUCUUCGGAAGCUGGCCAACAUGUUCGGUGCCAUCUCCUCCAACAAAGAAAACAUACUUGUCUUCAUUGCCAUGCUGAAGAGUUUACGCUUCACCUUUGACCACGAGGAACUGGAAACAGCGAUGCAAGUCUUCCAGUGUCACUAUCGGGAGGGGAGCUUAAUGUCUGGUCUUUACUUUGACUACAUCAAAGACGUCUUGCAUACUGCCUCUCAAGGAACAACCGGCUUCUCAUGCAACCCGCCACCAUGCCUUAAUCCCCAACAAACACCAGGGGGUCAGGAGGAGGGUCGUGAAUCCAGCUGGUCGAAGAGAACACCCUUGCUUCUGGCUCUCAUCCCCUUCAUAGCCUGUGUUGUUAUCCUAGCAUGGCUGGUCAGGUCUGGAAGGCGUUUACCAGUGUGCAACACUGAAAAUAGCCAAAUGGCACCUUCUGACAUGAUUCCAACUGUGUCUGUCUCCAUCCCGCUUCAAACACUCACCCACGCUGCCGACACUCAGCCAGCGGGGGAGGCCAUCCCUGAACAUGAGAGUGGAUGAAGCAUGACUAAUAGAAAAGGGAUAUCUGGACAGCAGUUUAACAACUCACUCUCCAGGAUGUUCUGUGAUGGGCAAGAGCCUGCUGGAUAAACGAGUGUUGUCUGACACUCUUCCUCUUCUUUCACUCAUCUGAGUGCAUGGACCCGAGCUACCAGAGAAAACUCACCUGCUGCGAAGGCAGGCGUAUCACAAAAUUCCCCAGGCUCUUCUAGCACCUCACCUCCCAAAGAGUUUUUUUUGGGACCAGAAGAUGAACUCUCUGCACAGUAGCUGGUUAUCUGCCAAAAUGUUCUAGCGAAGUACAUUAAUUGUCUCGUCUUGGCCAGUGUUUAACAGCAUUUGGCUUCUAUGUGCUGACCAAGUUGGUUUUUUUUCAUUCCUGCCAUUCCGAACUGUUGCCAUUCAGGGUGUUGCUGUGAAUGUAUCGCUGGAGCCUCAAAUCAAAAUGAUAUCACACUGUUAUUGGAGGACGUAAUUUCAUUCUGAGAUGGGACCCCUGUCAUCAAUUUGUUGGCUGUGGCCUGGUGGUUACAGAGAUGGUCCUCACUGCUGUGGAGUCAACAUACUGCUAUUUUUUCUGACUUAUCCUGAAAUGCAUUAGGGUACAUGCAGAGCAGUGCAUUCCUACCAGUACUGCCUUUUGUAAAACAACUUAAAUGUAUUUGGGGGGAAAAGGGCCGACUGAAGAAGCUGUGUCUUAUCUACUGCAGCUUGUCUUGUACUUGUUGUUGACAUUAUUCUGAUCUGUGAUCUGUCACAAAUUACCAACCAGCUAGUUGCAAAAAACACACCGAGCAGUUCAACAAGCGCUCUACUUUGUGUAUCAAAGAUCUGACCAGAUGGCAGAGAGCCAUCGCCGGAGGCCCUUUGAAUCCCACCAUUGUGUUUCAAAGCUGUUGCCCAGUGAUUUAUAGCUGCUGCUCGGCCAACAGUGAGUUUGUUAGAGUUUUUCAUGGCUUAUUCACUGAGUCAAUCAUGUUCAGUCAUGAGAACAUGACUCCCCCGAGUGUGAGCGCUGUACUGUAUGUGUCAGAGACAGGGAGCGAGAGACAGUACAGACGGGACAAGGGAGAGUGAGGGAGAUAUGGAUAGAUAGAUGGAUGGACGGAUGAGCUCAGUGAGAAGCAUAAGGAGGGCUUGUUCUCGCCACAAAAGAACUGGCCGUAGGCUGGAGGAAAUGUCAGUUACAAACGCGACUGAUGUCGGCAGAUCACUAUGAAUCAACAGGCUAAGAAUCUUUCCAGACCACAGGCUAUGUGGCCUCAUCUACAGAUGAUUAUUAGUAUAUCAAUAACAGUUUUCUGAUUUACUUGCAAAACACAUCUAUGAUCUAUGGAUUAAUUAAUGUUUUCAUGUUGUAGAGAAGGUCUACAACGUGUGUGUUUUAUUGUGUAUCUGGUCACCAAUUAUACAAAUUGGUCAUUUUCUUUUUUAAUUUUGUUAAAAUGUGUAUUUGUAUUGUUUAUGAGAUGAUUAAGUUAUUUUGUCACACCACUUCCAAAAUGUAAUGAACGUUUGUUCGUUGUUGUUGUUAUAACUUCGUAAAUAAAAAGUAGACCAAUUCUAGUCAUGAAUGUACGGGGGUGGACAAAAUACUGUGAACAUUCUGGGAAAACACAAUAUAACUUUGAAGUAAAUCAUUGCAAUGGAUGCUACAGCCUUGGGUCUUGUAGUUAGAUGUCAAUAGCUGUAUUUAUCAUCCCACUAAAUGCCGGUGUGUUAUAUAUCUUGUUUCUUAGUUUCAACUGAUCUCUGUUUCUCUUCUACACUUUCACUGAAACUCUUGCAGUUUGGCCUUUUUUGUUUGUUGUCUGUCUCAAGUUCUUUUGAUAAUUCACAUAUAAAAGUACUGAUUAUUAAAUGUCUGGCUAACUGGCAUUCAAAUGAAUACCAUAUGACCCAUGUAUGUAGCAGUUUAUAACAGUUAUUUGGUCAAUGUCCUUUUUUAUGAUAUGUUGAUAUUGUUUUGCCCACCCCCUGCAAAUGGCCCAUGAGCAAAAUCACGUUGUCAAUAACAUAUGUAUACUCUGAGAUUGUCAGUAAUGUAAAAAAAAUAUAUUGGUACAUCCUAUUAUUGUUGUCUGUAAAACAGUGCAACAAUUCUGAAUGUUUCCUUCAUAUCUUUUUAAUUAAAAUGAAAAAAAUAGAGAAAAACCAUUCAACUUAAAAGAGACACGAAGUUCACUUAACAUCGACAACAAGUGAUUUCAUAAAAGGCCUCCAUUCUUGGUUUUUGAAGUGAAAUAUUUGAACUUAUUCAUAAGGAUCUUAGAACAGAUCAUACAUUCAUGUAGAACUUUGUCAGGUCAUCUACUCAGGCCUCUGAGCUUUGAUGUUAUCUCAAAGAUGUACAAAUUAAAUGCCAGGGGUUGGUUAUUGAUUGCACAAAUAAAAACCUUAGCAUUAUUUGUAGUUUUGAUUACAUUUAUAAUAAUAAAACUGCAUUUGUGGCUGUAAUGUAGCAUUGAGCUGGAUGGUGGUUGACUGUAACUCCUUUGUUUUCAUUGGACAUGUGUUUUACUGUUACUCCUGUUUGUAGUAAGACAAGAAUGAGUGCAUCAAACAAGGUUAAAAUCAUUUUGAUUACUUAAAAUCAUAAUGUACCAUCACAAUUCAUACGGCCGAUUGUUGCUUUUCUGUGGCG
Micropterus salmoides (largemouth bass) is the source of this 3537-nucleotide messenger RNA. RefSeq lists its product as uncharacterized. The coding region runs from base 132 to 893 and encodes 253 amino acids. Gene Ontology annotation, biological process: positive regulation of cell population proliferation; cell adhesion. Gene Ontology annotation, cellular component: plasma membrane. NCBI's taxonomy places the organism in Eukaryota, Metazoa, Chordata, Actinopteri, Centrarchiformes, Centrarchidae. The transcript has 7 exons. Gene Ontology annotation, molecular function: cytokine activity; stem cell factor receptor binding. The record is from RefSeq and is a predicted model, not a curated record.